This is a messenger RNA of Selaginella moellendorffii, 1317 nucleotides long. RefSeq names its product rab9 effector protein with kelch motifs. Gene Ontology annotation, molecular function: protein binding. The transcript is spliced from 5 exons. The coding region runs from base 1 to 1317 and encodes 438 amino acids. The record is from RefSeq and is a predicted model, not a curated record. NCBI's taxonomy places the organism in Eukaryota, Viridiplantae, Streptophyta, Lycopodiopsida, Selaginellales, Selaginellaceae.
AUGAAGUGGGCGCCUCGUCGAUCCAGCGAUCAGCUCCAGCAGCAGCCGCCGGGGUGCAAAUGGGGCCACACCUGCAAUGCGGUCAGGAAUCUCAUCUACAUUUUCGGUGGCUACGGCCGGGACGAGUGCCAGACCAACGAUGUUCACGUCUUCGACAUUGGGACGUACACCUGGAGCAAGCCUGUGAUGAAAGGAACGCACCCUUCUCCUCGGGACAGCCACAGCUCCACGGCCGUCGGGUCUAAGCUCUAUGUGUUUGGCGGUACUGAUGGAACCAGCCCGCUCGACGAUCUCUUUGUUUUGGAUACUGCUACCAACACCUGGGGGAAACCCGACGUUUUUGGUGAUGUUCCUGCUCCGAGAGAAGGACAUAGCGCGUCUCUCAUCGGUGACAACCUGUUCGUGUUUGGGGGAUGUGGGAAAUCCAGCGAUCCCUCAGAGGAGGAGUACUACAACGACCUUCAUGUUUUGAACACAAAAACAAUGGCAUGGCGGGAGGUAAAGACGACUGGUGCUGAGCUGAUGCCAAGAGCCGGGCACACAACAAUCAGCCAUGGAAAGUAUCUCGUCGUGUUUGGAGGAUUCUCCGACGAUCGCAAGCUAUUCAAUGACGUCCACACUCUCGACUUAACGACUGGUGUUUGGGCGACUUCGAAUCCCUCUGGCCCCGGGCCUUCUCCACGUUUCUCCCUUGCAGGAGAUUCCGUGGACGCAGAGCGAGGCAUAUUAUUCUUCUAUGGGGGAUGUAACGAAGAGCUUGAAGCUCUGGAUGACAUGUAUUUCCUCGACACAGGUUGGCUUCUUCUUUUAUUGACAUUGCUGUUCUUCACAAUAUGGUUGCCGUUUUUCUGUGAAGAGAUGCUGAGGGAGAAAGAUCCAUCAGAGCCAAAGCUAUCCAUGCGUAAGGAACUUAAGAGAAGGCGGCAAGAGUAUCGUGCCACGCCAUUCGUGCUAGACAAGCAACGGGAUGCGGACAAGAGCUUGGUUUCAUCUCACGGAGGUAUCUGCGGAAAACCUUGGACCUCUCCAAUUUUUCCCUGUCAAACUCAUGCUACAGAGUUUCAAGCUCACGUCCAGCCGCUAGGCGAGAAGAUGUUCGAGGCUAGAGUAAGCGACGUAUUCAACUACGGAUACACGCUAGAAGCCUCCAUCGAUGGGAAGCUCUUCCGUGGGCUGCUCUUCUCGUACAAGCCUGGCUUUGCUCAGGCAGUGCAAUCUUACAUGGCGAGGUUUGUUUCGUUUGAACCUCAAUUACUCUCUAACGCGAGGAAGGAAAACAUCACAGGAGGAAACCACAGGACGUCCAAAAGGCCGUAG